Messenger RNA from Vombatus ursinus (common wombat), 1639 nucleotides. It is a transcript of the gene DHODH, whose product is annotated as dihydroorotate dehydrogenase (quinone). Bases 239 to 1384 code for a protein of 381 amino acids. Gene Ontology annotation, cellular component: cytoplasm; mitochondrial inner membrane. The record is from RefSeq and is a predicted model, not a curated record. NCBI's taxonomy places the organism in Eukaryota, Metazoa, Chordata, Mammalia, Diprotodontia, Vombatidae. The transcript is spliced from 10 exons. Gene Ontology annotation, molecular function: dihydroorotate dehydrogenase activity. Gene Ontology annotation, biological process: 'de novo' pyrimidine nucleobase biosynthetic process; pyrimidine ribonucleotide biosynthetic process.
GCGGGGUUUCUGCGGUGACUCCGACAGGAUGGCGGGACGGCUGCUGAGGCUUCCUCUGGAGUGUGGAGGUGACCCUGAGCUCUCCUAGGCGGAGCUAGUCAAAGGCAAGGGAGGCAGGCUCUGAGUGCAUGCCUGGUGAUCUGCUCUCCCACCUCCAGCCAGGUUUGGAGAGACCCACCGGCUUUGUUCCCAGCAAUCCUCUGAAGCCAUUUACCAGAAGCGGGUCCAGGAGGCGGCGAUGAUCCUUGGAGGUGGAGGACUGAUCUUCACCUCCUACCUGACGGCGGUGGGGGACGAGCACUUCUAUGCCCACUACCUGAUGCCCAUGCUGCAGCGGCUGGUGGACCCAGAGCUGGCUCACAAGCUCACCAUUCGCUGCCUGUCCAUGGGACUGCUCCCACGCUCAGCCCUCCCAGAUUCCAGCAUGCUGGAAGUACGGGUCCUGGGCCAUAAAUUCCGAAACCCCCUGGGAAUGGCUGCAGGCUUUGACAAGAAUGGGGAAGCUGUGGAUGGACUCUAUAAGAUGGGCUUUGGUUUUGUUGAGGUAGGAAGUGUUACCCCAAAACCGCAGGAAGGAAACCCUAAACCCAGAGUCUUCCGACUCCCAGAAGAUCAGGCUGUUAUUAACAGAUACGGCUUCAACAGUCACGGACUGUUAGUGGUGGAACGCAGGUUACGGGCGCGGGAGCAGAAGCAGGCUAAGCUCAGCCAAGAUGGGAUGCCGCUAGGAAUAAACUUGGGAAAGAAUAAGAGCUCUUCGGAUGCUGCAGCUGAUUACGCAGAAGGAGUCCGAGUCAUGGGGCCUUUGGCGGAUUACCUGGUGGUGAAUGUUUCCAGUCCUAAUACCGCUGGACUGAGGAAUCUGCAGGGGAAAGAAGAAUUGCGCCAGCUGCUGAUCAAGGUGCUGAAGGAGAGGGACGCCUUGCAGGGUGGACACAAGCCGGCAGUGUUGGUGAAAAUUGCCCCGGAUCUGACGGCCCAGGAGAAGAGGGAGAUAGCCAGUGUGAUCAAGGAGCUGGGCAUUGAUGGGUUGAUAGUCGCCAACACAACAGUCAGUCGUCCUGCCAGCCUUCAGUGUGCACUUCGGUCUGAAGUGGGAGGUCUGAGUGGGAAGCCUCUCCGGGACCUAGCGACCCAGACUGUGAGUGAGAUGUACUUGCUCACCGAAGGCAAAAUUCCCAUAAUUGGAGUCGGUGGGAUCUGCAGUGGGCAGGAUGCGCUGGAGAAGAUCCGCGCUGGGGCCUCCUUGGUGCAGGUGUAUACGGCGUUCACCUACAGGGGACCCCCCGUGGUCGGGAAAAUCAAGCGUGAGCUGGAGGCCCUUCUGAAAGAGCAGGGUUUCAGCCAGCUCACAGAUGCAAUUGGAGCAGAUCAUCGGAGGUGAGCAAAUUGUUCUGUGUGGAAUGUGAAGUCGUGACCUUGGUGGAUGGAAGGAAUCCACCUGGAAGCUGAUCCCUGUAUCCCAGGAGACCAGACUCACUGACAUGGCAGGACUGUAAAGGACAAUGACAUGGGCCUCAAGGCCUCAGGGGACUCCUUUGUGGCCUGCUCUGACUGCACACCUCAAUCAUGAUUCUUUUCAAGUUCAUGGUACAUAAGAAAACUAUUGUGAAGUAAAGUCAUGUCAAGUUGAUAUUUA